Molecule: messenger RNA, 1473 nt
Organism: Capronia epimyces CBS 606.96
Lineage: Eukaryota; Fungi; Ascomycota; Eurotiomycetes; Chaetothyriales; Herpotrichiellaceae
Exons: 6
Coding region: 1-1473 (490 amino acids)
Molecular function (GO): heme binding; iron ion binding; oxidoreductase activity, acting on paired donors, with incorporation or reduction of molecular oxygen
Source: RefSeq, a predicted model, not a curated record
AUGCUAUCAAUUCUGUUGGCCGGAGCAUUGCUGUUCCUCUACCUGCUCCUCACUUCUCUCUACAGCUGGUACCGCCUACGGCAUAUCCCUGGACCCUUCUGGGCGGGUAUCUCGAAGCUUUGGCUGUUCAAGCACACAUGGGAUGGGUCCAUGUACCUGACAUCCGCCGAGGCCUGCUUUAAACACGGAUCGUUGAUUCGUAUCGGCCCCAACGAGUUGAUCACUAGCGAUCCAAAUGUUCUGAGAUAUAUUCUCUCCGUCCGCUCGCCGUAUCAUAGGGCCGACUGGUACGAGGCUAUACGAAUCGACCCUGACCACGACAAUGUCUUGUCCGAACGGGAUGAGGAGAGACAUGCAAUGCUUCGCACCAAGAUGUCGCCAGGGUAUGCAGGAAAAGAUGUCCCGAACCUUGAGGAAUCUCUGGACAACGUCAUCCACAAACUCGUUUCCCUGAUAGAGACAAAUUACUUGUCCACAGAUACCGAAUACAGGCCCAUCGACUUUGCGCGCAAAGCACAGUACCUGACCCUUGACAUCAUCGGUGACAUCGGAUUUGGAAGAGCAUUUGGGUACCUCGACGAGGAUAAGGACAUGUUUUCAUACAUUUCCACCACCGAGGCCACAAUUCCCAUGAUCAUAUUGGUUGGCGCUUUUCCCUGGCUGGCAAAGGUUGUGCAAUCGCCCCUCUUAAAGGCCUUCCUGCCCAAGGAUACUGAUGCUUACGGCCUGGGCAAAAUCAUGGGGCUCGCUAAGCAGGUCGUGACUGAGCGUUUCCAACCAGAUGCCAAACCUCACAUGGACAUGCUGGGCUCCUUUAUCCGACACGGCCUGUCACAGGAAGACGCUGAAUCAGAAACCAUGGUGCAAAUCCUUGCCGGCAGCGACACCACCGCCUCCGCCACACGCGCAACAAUGUUGCAUCUAAUCACUAACCCUCGCGUCCUUUCGAAGCUGCUCGCUGAAUUGAAGGCCAAUCAAAUCUCCGAUCCCAUCACCGACUCUGAAGCCCGCAGACUCCCCUACCUCCAAGCUGUCAUCAAGGAGGGUCUCCGCAUCCACCCACCAGUGACCGGCCUGAUGCUGAAAGAUGUGCCACCCACUGGCGACACUAUCAAUGGGUACUUUGUGCCGGGCGGGACAAAACUCGGAUACUGUGCGUUUGGACUCUUCUGGGAUCCCAAACUCUGGGGCUCGGACGCGCGAGUCUUCCGCCCAGAGCGCUGGCUCGAGGGGUCGCCUGAGGAGAUUCGACAGAAAGAGGCCAAUCUCGAGCUUGUAUUUGGACAUGGUCGUUGGCAGUGUCUAGGCAAGAGCAUUGCCCAGAUCGAAUUGAACAAGAUCUUUGUACAGCUCCUUCGGAACUUUGAGUUCAGCAUUGUCGAUCCCACGAAGCCAUGGAAUUCUUUCAAUGCCGGAGUCUUUAUCGUCAGCGACAUGUGGAUGCGAGUCACCAAGCGAGACCCGAAAAUCUAG